AUGAUGAUCCUCUACCAUCUAAGCAAUCCUAGUCCUAUGACUUUUGAAAAAUGUUGUAGGAUUUGUUACGCACACAAUGUGUUCCAGAAGUGGUGGAAAUGUGAGGUUUGUCCAGAUUGUACCAUUUGCUCUGCAUGCUAUAAGGAUAGAGGUGUUGAUUGCCAUGAACACAAAUCAACUCAAAAUGAACACAAAUCAACUCAAAAUGAACACAAGUUGGUUGAAAAUAAUUCCACAUCACAAUCCGGGAAUCAAGAGUCUAAUGGGAAAAUGAUGCUGAAAAUGCUGAAAUAG
Lathyrus sativus (Indian pea) is the source of this 294-nucleotide messenger RNA. NCBI's taxonomy places the organism in Eukaryota, Viridiplantae, Streptophyta, Magnoliopsida, Fabales, Fabaceae. The record is from the annotation of a GenBank genome assembly.